CGAAGUGUCCGCCGCCGCCAUUGUGCGGCGCUGGUCCUCUCAAAGGGUGCUAGCUGUGCCUGGGGCGCUCUUCCCCGCUUUUCGCUUUCCUGUCCCGGCAGGUCCGGGACUCCCGUCAGUGCCCGUGCGGGCGCCGGCAUGUGGCUGUGGGAGGACCAGGGCGGGCUCAUGGGCCCCUUCUCCUUUCUCCUCUUGGUGCUGGUGGUGUUGACACGCAGCCCCUUUAAUGCCUGCCUCCUCACAGGCAGCCUCUUCAUCUUGCUGCGCAUCUUCAGCUUUGAGCCGGUGCCUUCCCACAGAGCCCUGAAGGUGCUUAAGCCCCGGGACCGCGUUUCUGCCAUCGCCCACCGCGGCGGCAGUCACGACGCGCCCGAGAACACGCUGGCGGCCAUUCGGCAGGCAGCUAAGAACGGAGCAACAGGAGUGGAGCUGGACAUUGAAUUUACUUCUGACGGGGUUCCUGUCUUGAUGCAUGAUAACACAGUAGAUAGGACAACUGAUGGGACUGGUCGAUUGUGUGAUUUGACAUUUGAACAAAUUAGGAAGCUUAAUCCUGCAGCAAAUCAUAGACUCAGGAAUGAUUUCCCUAAUGAAAAGAUCCCUACCCUGAGGGAAGCUGUUGCAGAGUGCCUAAACUAUAACCUCACAAUCUUCUUUGAUGUAAAAGGCCAUGCAAAAAAGGCUACUGAUGCUCUAAAGAAAAUGUAUAUGGAAUUUCCACAACUAUACAAUAGUAGUAUAGUCUGCUCUUUCUUGCCAGAAGUUAUCUAUAAGAUGAGAAAAACAGAUAAGAAUGUAAUAACAGCUUUGACUCACAGACCUUGGAGCCUUAGCCAUACAGGAGAUGGGAAACCACGCUUCGAUUCUUUCUGGAAACAUUCCAUGUUUGUGGUAAUGGACAUUUUGCUCGAUUGGAGCAUGCAUAAUAUCUUGUGGUACCUGUGUGGAAUUUCAGCUUUCCUCAUGCAAAAGGAUUUUGUAUCCCCGGACUACUUGAAGAAGUGGUCAGCUAAAGGAAUUCAGGUUGUUGGUUGGACUGUUAAUACCUUUGAUGAAAAAAGUUACUACGAAUCCCAUCUUGGUUCCAGCUACAUCACCGACAGCAUGUUGGAGGACUGUGAACCUCACUUCUAGACUUACGUAGGGGAGGAAAUACGGGUUCAGAAACUGCCAGUGGCUCUAGGCAGGGAUAUCAGAAUACCCUUUGUGCUAGCCCAGGUCCUGGGGGGAUCAGAUGGCUCACACAAGCAAUAGUUGGUACUUUCAUUUUUACUUGAACUAAAACAAAACCCAGUGUUGCCGCCAUGCUCCAUGAAUGCCUGAGUUCAACACUGUUGCUCUUUUUUUUUUUUUUUUUUUGUAGAGACAGAGUCUCACUUUACCGCCCUCGGGUAGAGUGCCGUGGAGUCACACGGCUCACAGCAACCUCUAAUUCUUGGGCUUACGCGAUUCUCUUGCCUCAGCCUCCCGGGCAGCUGGGACUACAGGCGCCUGCCACAACGCCCGGCUAUUUUUUUUGUUGUUGUUGUUGCAGUUUGGCCGGGGCUGGGUUUAAACCCACCACCCUCGGCAUAUGGGGCCAGCGCCCUACUCACUGAGCCACAGGCGCCGCCCCCACUGUUGCUCUUGAAAAUCUGGGUCUGAGAAAAGGCACAACAGCCACUGCCCCGACCUAUAUGAAACAGACACAGGGAUCGAGUGAGGAUAAGCACAGAUUGGGUUGUGCAGUUGGGGAUGCAGAUGUACAUGCAUGAGACGUGCAUGAUAACUCAAGAGUUGACAUUUUAAAACUUGCCAUGCUUACGUAUCUUAAUUAUUUCAAAUAUUUGUAUUCAGCUACGUUAACAAUGUACUGUAGAUGUCAAACUUGAGGCUAUACUAAUUAAAUUAUUAAAAGGAGCACUAAGGGAAAACUGUGUCCCAAAAAUCCUAUCCUAAGGCAUAAGGAAUUUGGGGAAGCUGCUAUGUGUAAUCCAGCGAGAAUUCAGUGUGUAGCAACAAAUGGUAGGGAAACCAGUCUGGGGAAUUAUUUGUCAUAUUUUGAAUUAAGUGCUGCAAGCUGAAUUGCACCUGGCUUAUUAGGUUGCUCUGUAACAGAUGAUCAUAGAUAAUUAAAACUAGAAAAACCUCCCAAGACUAUCUAGGCUUAUCUUCAUUUUACAAAUGAGAAAACUAAAACCUAUGGCAAGGAAGGAGUUGCCUCAAAAAUCACACAGCUUGUGUGUGAUAUAUAGCAGAGCCUGAUCUCAUGAUACCUAAAAUUUCUUGUUUGCAAUUGGCCAGGAAAUAUAUAAGUGGGUUAACCUGCAUUAUCUUAUCCAACCCUCACAAAAAUCUUAGGGAGGUGUUAACAUUCUUCUUACCGAUGAGGAAACUGAGGCAAUGCCUUGUUAAAGUCACAACAAAGGUCUCUGAGUCUGUGGUACAAUUGAUACUCCAACACAGGUUAAGGUGCCUCCAGAGCCACUGCUCUUAACCACUCAGCAAGUCUGCCCAACCCUGUGCUCUUUUCCACAUGAACCUCCAUGGGUUUUAUCAUGAACUUAAGCAGCAAUAUUUAAAGUUGACUUUUUUUUUUAAAAAAAUGGCAAAGUGUCUAUUAUUUCCUCUAGCUUACCCCUUCCCACCUUUCCAUCCCAUCUACGGCCUUCAUCCUAGGUCACAACUUUGUUGUGGCUUCCUUCCUGCACCUCUCCAACAGGUCAACAGCCUCACCCCUGUAGGGCCAGGCAUUGAGAGUUUUGCAAAGCCAGAAGUCCACACAGCUAGGGGGCCAUGAGAAGCAAACAGUCAGUGUUAGCAGGAACAUAAUAAUUGGGACAUGGCAUAUUUUUGAGCAACAACGACAAAGAAAUUUUUUUGAAUUUCAAAAUUAACAAAGAUUUGCUCGAUGAAUGGAACAAAUUUCUUUUUUGUUGUUGUUGCAGUUGUCAUUGUUGUCCAGCUGGCCUGGGCUGGGUUGGAACAGGCCAGCCUGGUAUAUGUGGCCGGCCCCCUACCCAUUGAGCUACAGGUGCCGCCUAAAUGGAACAAAUUUCUAAACUGCAUGUAUUAAUACAUCCAUGCCACAUUAUGACUAGAGUGAAAAGAUGGGCAAAAAGGUAACUAAAGAAGACACAUCUGGAGACUGAAUGCAGCUCUAGAGUACCUUCUGAGAAUGCACAGGCAACUAAUGGACAGGGAAGGGUUUCUCUUGGGGGAAGUAUUAAAUUAAUAACUUCCUUUCUGUUGUGUGAAGACCACUGGACAGCCAGGAGUUCUCUGUCUCUUGGCUGUCAUCCCAAAUUCAUUUUGCCCUUGAUUUAGCCAAGCCAAAUUAAGGAUUUAGGUCAUCUGCUAAGGUGGUCUGGGCUUUAAACAAUGGAGAAUUUAGAUAAUAAAGUAAGGUGUUAACAACUAUUAAUAGUAGUUAAGUACUUCCUUGGAAGGAUUAGUAAAGCAUUAAAAACAGGAUUUAGGAUUGGGAAAGGCAAAUCUGAAUUCCUUAUGAGCAACUUACUAGCUGUAUGACCUUGGGCAAGUUAUUUAAUUUAUCUGUAAAAAAGGGGUACAAUUUGUACCAGCUCAGGGGAUGGUUGCGAUUAAAUGAAAGAGUGCACGUAAAAUGUUUGUUAACAUUUAUUGACUGCCUGCCAUGUCCUAGACACUUUCAAAUGCUUUCUAUGUACAGUAUUUAGUCCUUGCAGCAACACUAUGAAGUUGGUACCCUAUAAUCCCAUUUUGCAGUAAAGGCAACUGAAGUACAGGUAAGUUAAGUGACUUAGCCAAAGUUACAUAGAUAGAAUCAGGAUUUGGACUUAGGUGAUCCAAUUCCAGACCCAUACUCUUUUUUUUUUUUUUUUUCCAGUUUUUAUUUUUUUAAUUCAUUUAGAGACUCUAUCACCCUGGGUAAAGUGCUAUGGCAUCAUAGCUCACAGAAACCUCAAACUCUUGGGCUCAAAAUAUCCUCCUGCCUCAGCCUCGUGAGUAUUUGGGACCACACGUACCUCCUACCUUGGCCUCCCAGAGUGUUAGGAUUACAGGCAUGAGCCAUCGUGCCUGGCAGACCCCAUACUCUUAACCCUUAUCAUUGUGCCUGGCAAGGACUCAAAAAAUGUUUUUGAACCAUCUUAAUCAUUACCAACACCUAUCAUGGGGCCACUUACAUAGUUAAUGCUCAAUAAAUUACUAAUUACAGAAUAUUCAAAUGGAAAUUUUCUUGUGUAAACCACAGAUAGACCUAGAGUGAGAUGAAAAUUUAGGGCUAUAGACAAAUGAUUGAGGAUUGAGCAGCAUCAAGAAAGAAGCCGAGGCUGGCUAAAAUCAUGCUUGAUAAGCAUUCUUUGCAAGAGAAAGCACAGAUUAAAAUCACAUCCUCUCCUACUUAUUUGACUGCCCCUCUGUGUCGAAGGGUGCCAAAGACAGACAUAACAAAGGGCAACCUCAAAAGGCUUAAGCAAUCCACUAUUCCUUGAUUACACAAUACUCAUUUUCUUAGUUGGAGACUGAUGUCUGCAAUCCUGUUUCAAUAAGAAUUUGAUCAAGAUCUAUUUUUACCAUUUACCAGCUACCACUUCCUAAAGUGGGUACAGGGCUUCAACAGGACAAUCAACCCCAGCUUUCAGCACAAGGGUAAAGUGAUGUAAGCAUCACACUUGUUAGUUAGCAUUGAGUGAUAGUCACUGUAGGGCAAGGUUAUAUGACUUUUUUGAUAAAAAAUAUCGAAGAACAAUGACCUUAUUUAUUCUGUUACCAAACUUUAAUAAUCAGUAGAACACUGAAUGGCAAACAGAGAAUGCAAAGUGGUUCUCAAAGGAUGGAUGCUGUCUUUUUGGACAUGUCCUCAACAUCCACAUUAUGGGGAGUUAGCGGAAAUGCAAAUUCUUAAAUCCUACCCCAGAACUUCUGAACCAGAAACUCUGGUUGGGUUCCCAUGAUCUCUUAUAACAAGCUGUUAACAUGGUUCUGAUGCACACUCAAGUCUCAGAACCUCCAAGUUAGAGAAACAUAUUUCAGACAGGAUUCCAGGAAACUCAGAGUCCUCCAUUCUGUCACUAACUGAGACCUCAGACAAAUCACUUAACCUGGGCAUGCCUAAGUUUUCAUCAUCUAUCAAAAGGUAAUCAUAAUAUUUGCUCUAAAAUUAUAGUGAUAACGAAGUGUUUUGAAAAACAUUAACAGUGUAGGAUGGGUGUGCUGGGCUUCAUGUUUAUAAUCCUAGCACUCUCGGAGGCCAAGGCAGGAGGAUCCCUUGAGCUCAGGAGUUCAAGACUAGCCUGAGCAAGAGCAAGGCCCUCAUCUCUUCUAAAUACAGAAAAAUUAGCUGGGUAGUAUGGCAGGUGCCAAUGAGGCUGAAGCAGGAGGAUCACCUGAACCCAGGAAUUUGUUGCUGUGAGCUAGGCUGACCUCACAGCACUCUAGCUUGGGGCAACAGAGACUCUUGUCUAAAAAAAAAAAAAGUAUUAAUAGUAUAAUAUUUUUACGAAGAUUAAAUAACAAAAAAAAUGGAAGUGCUCUAAUUCUCAGACCCACAGUACUUGUUAGAAAUGCAGACUCUGGCCCUGUCCUCACAAGUUAAAAUUUGCCUUAUAACAGGAUCCCUAGGUGAUCAGGAUUGGAGAAACACUGUGGGGGUAGGGCAGUAGUAACACUACACAGGUGAAGGCAUUAUUUUUCUCAUGCAGGUACGAUCCUGAGCAAAGCAGAUGCUUCCUCUGCUCCAUACCUAAGCUCUCCUCUCUGGGGUCUUUCUCACUGUUAAUCAGUCAUAAAAAUGAAAAAGUUCCAACUUUGAGAAUUUAGGGAGCUCUCCCUCUACCAAGGGUGACAAAGUGAGACUCUGUCUCAAAAAAAAAAAAAAGAAAGGAAGACAAGUGUUAAGAAUUGAGCUACCAUUCUGAAAGACAAUUUCCAUUAAUGAGCUCAAUUCUUAGCACUUGUCUUUUCUUUUUUUUUUUUUUUUUUUGAGACACUUUGUUGCCCUUGGUAGAGUGCCCUGGCAGUAUCAUACCUCAUAGCAACCUGAAACUCUUGAACUCAAGCGAUUCUCUUGCCUCAUCCUCCCAAGUAUCUGGGAUUGCAGGAGCCCGCCACAACACCCAGCUAUUUUUAGCAAUGAGGUCUCACUCUGGCUCAGGCUGAUCUGGAACUCCUGAGCUCAGGCAAUCCACCCUCUUGGGCCUCCCAGAGUGCUAGGAUUAGAGGCAUGAGCCACCUCUCCCGGCCCUCAUUUCAAAGAUUAUAAUUACAUAAGCAAAUCUUAUGCUAUUUAAUCACUCCUUAUAGACUUGAACUACACACAAAAUCAUCUCAUUGCCUCAUAAGAAAUGAACCGGCCAUUCACUAUAGUCAUUUGAAGCCUGAAUCCUGCAGAAAUUCUAAAACAGUUACCCUUUUUGAUAUUUAAAACUAUAGGGGAUCUUCCAGCUUUCAAGGGACCGUUAGAAAAUGUUCCUUUGGGGUGGCGCCUGCAGGCUCAAUGGAGUAGGGCGUCAGCCCCAUAUGCCAGAGGUGGAGGGUUCAAACCCAGCUCCGGCCCAAAAAAAAAAAAAAUGCAAAAAAAUUUAUCACUUUGAGACAAAAUUUGCAGUCUUACAGUCAGGCAAGUUUGGAAAGAAUUACUGUAGAUCCUGGCUCAAUGGUUCUCAAACCUGGCUUCCCACUAAAAUCAUAUGGGGAGCUUUAAAAAAAAGUACAGAUAUCUGGGUUCUGCUUCAACAAUGCUGACUUAGCUGGUCUACAGUGAGGCCUGGCCUGGUUGCUAUAAGCAGUUCCCUGAGAACCCUGCUGCCUAACCAUAGAAUUCUCCUCCAUCACAAACUGAAUUGUGUCCUCCAAAAUGAAAAUGUUGAAGUCCUAACCCCUAAUAUCUCAGAAUGUAACUGUAUUUGCAGACAAGGCCUUUAAACAGGUGAUUAAGUGAAAAUGAGGCCGUUAGAGUAGUUCCUAAUGUGAUCUGACCUGCAUCAUAACAAGAGGAAAUUUAGACACAACACCAGGGAUCUAAGUGCAUUGAGGAAAGACCAUGUGAAGACACAGUGAGAAGGUGGCUAAGGCAAGCCAAGGAGGGGGCCUCAGAAGGAAACCCACCCUGCCAACACUUUUACACUUCCAUCUCCAAAACUAUAAGAAAAUUUUGUUGUUUAAGCCGCCCAGUCUGUUUUGUUAUGGUCUGUCUCAAGGCAAAUGUUUUUUUGUUUUGUUUUUGAGACAGAGUCUCACUUUGUCCCCCUGCCCCCUGUAGAGUGCUGUGACAUCAUAGCUCAUAGCAACUUCAAACUCUUGGGCUUGAGUGACUGUCUUACCUCAGCCUACACAGUAGCUGGGACUACAGGCACCCGCCACAACUUCUGGCUAUUUUUAGAGAUGGGGGUCUUGAACCUGUGAGCUCAGGCGAUCUGCAGGCCUUGGCCUCCCAGAGUGCUAGGAUUACAGGUGUGAGCCACCACACCCAGCCCCAAGGGAAGUGUUGAAAGCAUCCUUCUCACAUCAAAAUGUGUACAUAAGACCUGGUGACCAGAUUUUUCCACUGCAUUUAUACCUUUAGGAGUCACAGGGGCUGUACUGAAGAUAAGGGAGGGAGGUAGUUGGAGAAGAAUUCCUUAGAGAAGCACUUAGUAGGUGGUAAGCAACCAGAAGUGACACUCUGAAAGGGAGCUCACAUUUCAGUACAGAAACCAAAGCAGCACAAACAGCAUCAUGAUGACCCAGAGGAGGGAAAUCAUUUCAAACACCAUCCCAAGGCUUUACUGACCCCACAGACAAGUCUCCCUUAUUCCCCUGUGACGCCCCUUCAGAACACCUAUCACAACCAUAAUAUUGUUUGAGCAUUAAGUUCAUGUCUAAAUUAAUCUGCUAGACAGCAAGUGCCAUGAUUUGUUCAUCUUGUUUCGCCACCAUUUGACCCAUAUUUAAUGAAUGAACUAAUGAACAAAUCUACUAGCAACCACUACCAAAGAUGAUACCAAAAGAAAUUAAUUCUGCUAAUGAAGUGAACUAAGGAAUGAAUAAGUGAAUGCAAUAAUACUGGUUGGGUGCUUGUGUUUCAAAGGUAGCUUAAAUGUUUUCUAAAUUCAAUUCCAAUUAGAUUUAAUGACAGUGAAUACUUCAGAGGGGACUCCUCUCCACUGAGUAAUUUGCACCCAUCUGCUAGACCCUUCACUUUUAAUAACAGUCACAUGCCUUGUGAAUCAUUUGGUGAAUCUGCAAAAAUAUACAUGCACAUUGAUUACAUAUGCACACACACAUUUCAUAUAUCACCCCGGGUUCAUGUUUGGUUCAACAUAAGACUUUACUUUGCUUUUAGAGACAGGGACUCUGUCACCUAGGCUGGAAUGCAGUGGUAUGAUCUUCCUGUGUCAGCCUCCCAAGUAGCUGGGACUACAAGUGCAUACCACCACCCCCACCAUCCAAAAAAUAGAAAAAUUAGGCAGGGCUGAUAGCACAGUGCUUAUAGUCCCAGCUACAAGGGAAGUCUGAGGCAGGAGGAUUGCUUGAGCCCAGGAGUUUGAGACUGUAGUGAUGCCAAGCUGUAAUGAUGCCACUGUACUCCAGCCUGGGCAACAGAGUGAGAUCUAGUCUCAAAACAAAACAAAAAAUAAAACAGGCUCAGCACCUGUGGCUCAAGCGGCUAAGGCGCCAGCCACAUACACCUGAGCUGGUAGGUUCAAAACCAGCCCGGGCCCGCCAAACAACAAUGAUGGAUGCAACCAAAAAAUAGCCAGGCGUUGUGGCAGGUGCCUGUAGUUCCAGCUACUUGAGAGGCGGAGGCAGGAGAAUCACUUGAGCCCAGGAGUUGGAGGUUGCUGUGAGCUGUGUUGUCACAGUACUCUACCCAGGGUGACAGCUUGAGGCUCGGUCUCAAAAAUAAAUAAAUAAAACCUCAUAGGAGAGAACUCCCUCCAUCACUCCAGUCCUAUUCCAAAUACUUGUGUAUAUAAUAUGCAAGAAAGUUCUGAGACAAGACCUUUGGUUAUACUUCAUGUUUAGGAGGCAUGGGGAUGUUUUUAGCUCAAAGUCAUGAAUACAGGUUCCAUAACUCAGAAACUUCACAACUCUACUUGAGGAUCACAUUUUUAUUCAAACUGGAUCACUUUUCUUAGCAGGAGUUUUAAAUCUUUGCCAGGUCUAGGAGCUCUGGGAAGGAAGAUUCCCAAGGGCUAAUCAUUCAUAGACUUAUUUCUUGAAGAUAAAACAAAACACAUCAUUCCCAAGUUAUCUCUUCCCAGGUUUUUGUGGGCUAGGUUCAAUAUGACAACAGUCUUUAUUGGAAAACCUCAGGUACUUGGUCUUGAAAACUUUGUAAUCCAGGUGUUGAAAAAGUAGCAGGAAAUGCCCAAUUUUUACUUGGAUAUUUACAUUGUAGUCAGUUUCCGCUCCUCACCGAAGGCUUGUAUUGCCCUCUGGGAAAUCCCUAAAGGCCCAUGGAAGAUGUCAUGGAAAAUAUUUCAUCUUUCCUUGUUUGAUUGGUAUCUGGAUAUCACAAUAAUCAUCAAGUUCUUGGAUUAUCUUCUUGAACCGAUUGCCUAAAUCGCAGGUCUGGGUUUGACACGGGAAAGAGAAGUUAAUGAAAUAAGACACUACCCCAUCUCUAUAAAGGAAAAACCAAAUUGGCCUCCAAGAUCCCACAGCUUCUCAUGCCUUCCUUGGCUCCUUUUUAGUUUCUGUAACCUUCCCUCUUGAAUUCCCAUCACUAGAUGUCACGAGUAAACACUAUUCCAAAAGAUGAAUGUGUGUGUGUGUUUCCUGCCCAGCAUUCACUCUUCCUUGUAGCAUCAGCCCCAGAUAUUCUUUAGGAAACCACCUUCUCUACUCUCAGUCCUGUGAUCUUUAUGGUUGCACCCCCUGUAUCUAUAGAUAAGGCACGUGGGUCAUAUCUGACCAAGGGAACUGCCACAUUUUCAUAGCCAUAGCAAUUGGCCUCAAGAAUGGGUAGACCACCCAAUAAGAUCUUAUGAAACACUCUGAGAACUCUGGGUACCCCAUUCUUUCCCACUAGAUUGAAUCUGGGAAGAUACAAGAAGUUUAUACAGCUGUCUUUCGGAAGAUCCCUAUUUAUAAAAGGAACUAAGAUUAUGGAUAAGAACCAAACUGGAAAAACAAAAACAAA
Molecule: messenger RNA, 10087 nt
Organism: Nycticebus coucang (slow loris)
Lineage: Eukaryota; Metazoa; Chordata; Mammalia; Primates; Lorisidae
Gene: GDE1
Product: glycerophosphodiester phosphodiesterase 1
Exons: 7
Coding region: 139-1134 (331 amino acids)
Biological process (GO): lipid metabolic process
Molecular function (GO): phosphoric diester hydrolase activity
Source: RefSeq, a predicted model, not a curated record